This is a messenger RNA of Sporothrix brasiliensis 5110, 1218 nucleotides long. Its product is annotated as rnp domain containing protein. The coding region runs from base 1 to 1218 and encodes 405 amino acids. NCBI's taxonomy places the organism in Eukaryota, Fungi, Ascomycota, Sordariomycetes, Ophiostomatales, Ophiostomataceae. Gene Ontology annotation, cellular component: ribonucleoprotein complex; nucleus; cytoplasm. The transcript has 3 exons. The record is from RefSeq and is a predicted model, not a curated record. Gene Ontology annotation, molecular function: mRNA binding.
AUGUCUGCCCCUGCUGAUACCAAAGUCUCUGACGCUGCCGUUUCCGACGUGACCGCCGCUCUGUCCAACGCUAACAUCUCUGGCAAGCCCGACGAAAAGGCCAACGACGCCUACCUUGCCAGCGCUGCCGAGGGCCGCCGACUUUACAUCGGCAACCUCGCCUACGCUACUACCGAAGGGGAGCUCAAGGAAUUCUUUAAGGGAUACCUUAUCCCCUGUGUGCCUUGCAAUAUGAUGGCCCUUUCGAGCUAUUUCUGUUGGUGGUGUUUAUUGGAACCUGGUCGUGAGCUGUGCUUUGCUGCUCCGAACUCGCAGGGCUUCAGGGUGAUACCUUCCUACAUACUGUCCAAUUUUGCUGACAAAUGCCUGUUUUAUAGCGAGUCUGUCUCGAUUCCCAAGAACCCUCGCACUGAACGCCCGGUUGGCUACGCCUUUGUCGACCUUUCGACCCCGACCGAGGCUGACCGUGCCGUCACGGAGCUGUCCGGAAAGGAGAUCCUUGAGCGCAAGGUCUCUGUCCAGCUUGCCCGCAAGCCCGAGGCUGCCGGCGAGAAGGAGGCUACCAACGGCGAGGGCGAGGAGGGUACCCGCCGCCGCCAGUCCACCCGCGGCCGUGGCCGUGCCAGCCGUGGCCGUGGUGGCCGUGGCCGUGGCGGCGUGAACGAGGAUGGCACCCCUGUCGAGGGUGAGGCAGCUGCUACUGAGGCCGCUGCCGAAACCGCUCCCAAGGAUGUUACCAACAAGCCUGCGGGCGCCGAGGAGGCUGGCAAGAAGGCCCGUCAGCCCCGUGAGCCGCGCGAACCUCGUGAGCGCCGUGAGCGUGGUCCCCCGGCCGAUGGCGUCCCGUCAAAGACAAAGGUCAUGGUUGCCAACCUGCCGUACGACCUGAAGGAGGAUGCUCUGAAGGAGCUCUUCGCCGCAUACGAGCCGUCUACCGCUAAGAUCGCACUGCGCCCCAUCCCCCGGUUUAUGAUUAAGAAGCUCCAGGCUCGUGGCGAGGCACGCAAGGGUCGCGGUUUCGGCUUCGUGACUCUGGCCUCCGAGGAGCUGCAGCAGAAGGCCGUUGUGGAGAUGAACGGCAAGGAGAUUGACGGUCGCGAGAUCGCUGUCAAGGUCGCUAUCGACAGCCCCGACAAGACGGAUGAGGAGGCCAACGCCCCCGAGGGUGAGGCCAACGGCGAGAACGUCGAGGCCGAGGCCCCUGCUGCCACUGCCUAG